Molecule: messenger RNA, 4993 nt
Organism: Rana temporaria (common frog)
Lineage: Eukaryota; Metazoa; Chordata; Amphibia; Anura; Ranidae
Gene: GDPD2
Product: glycerophosphodiester phosphodiesterase domain containing 2
Exons: 16
Coding region: 160-1761 (533 amino acids)
Biological process (GO): lipid metabolic process
Cellular component (GO): membrane
Molecular function (GO): glycerophosphodiester phosphodiesterase activity
Source: RefSeq, a predicted model, not a curated record
CUUUUGGAGAGGCGCUCGGGGACUGCGAUUGGCUGCCACUGACACCUCGCCUACAAAAGUCACUUUUUUUUUCAUUGUUUUUUUUACUUUGUAGCUGAAUUGUGUGAAAACGUCUCUUUCUUUCCAGGAUCUCCCCCCCGAGGGACCGCCGGCUAGAGGAUGGCCAGGGAAACGCUCUGCUCGUCCUGCGCUCUGUGCCUGGGGGGCUUCCAUAGCUGUUCCUGCAAAAAGGCAAAGAAGACCAACCCAACGUGUGAGUGUAUUUGGGUCCUGCUGAUCUUCCUGAUCUUCUUCUUCACAAUGAUCUGGAUGUAUAUAACGCUGAUCCUAAGGAAUGACAUCCACAACUUCAAUGAGGAAAUCUUCCGCCUCCUCGGCUGUUGGCAGGACUGGUCUGUAGUGUUGAUAAUCGUGGCGGCCAUCCUUCUCUCGUAUUGUGCGCUCCUGGUGCUCCUCUCUAUGGUCCUGGUGGUGUGCGCUCGGCCCCUCAGACUGCACUGCGUACAUAAGGUUCUGAUCAUAUUCUGCGCCGCGCUGGUCUCUCUGGGAAUGAUCGGUUUGGAUAUAAAGUGGAAGAUCGAAUGGGCGGCGGUGGCGAUCUCCUUGCAGGCGACCAGUCCGUUCCUGCACAUCGGCGCGGUGAUCGGGGUGUCGGCCUUGGCCUGGGUACUCGCCGGAUAUUUCUGGGAAACGAAGGGAAAAGUAUUGAAGGGUCUGGUCCUGGUGAUGUACGUCCUCCUGGUCUGCGCGUUGUUUGUGAGUCCCAUCUUCACCGCGUCGCCCUGCGUCAUGAAGGCGUCUGACCUCCACCCCAAACCCAAGAUUAUAGGACAUCGGGGAGCACCAAUGUUGGCUCCAGAAAAUACAAUGAUGUCCUUCCAGAAGAUGGUGGAAUCCGGAGGAACCGUGUUUGAGACGGACGUCAGUGUGAGUUUGGAUGGAAUCCCGUUUCUGAUGCACGAUGAAACCCUGCGGAGGACAACCAACAUCAAGAAAUUUGCUGAGUUAUGGUUUCGGGACGGUGAAAAUUGCACCAACUUCACCUGGAAUGAUCUCCGGAAGCUGAACGCCGGUGAUUGGUUCCUGGAGAGAAAUCCAUUUGGAACAAACAACUUGCUGUCGGCUGCGGACCAUGAAGAGGUUAAAAAACAGAAAAUCCCGUCUCUGGAGGAGAUUGUAAACGCAUGCAGAGACCGGAACAUUUCCCUGAUAUUCGAUCUGCGUCAGCCGCCGCCCGGGCACCCGUACAACGAGAGCUUUGUGAACGUCACAGUGAGCGCCAUACUCAACACUUCCAUCAGUGAGGAGCUGAUCUUUUGGCUUCCUGAUGAUAACCGGGAGGAGGUCAUGAAGAGAGCUCCGGGAUUUAGGCAGAUUUAUGGAAGGAAGAGAAUGAAGAACGACACGCUGGACGCCGUCAAUCUGUCCUACACAAAUCUGAGCGUGGCCGAGAUCCGGUCCUACCGCAAAGAUAAUAUUUCAGUGAAUCUGUUUGUGGUGAAUGAAGCCUGGCUGUUCUCACAUCUGUGGUGUGCAGGAGCCACAUCUGUCACCUCUAACGCCUUCCAUCUGCUGAAAGACCUGAAGAGACCCAUCUGGCUGAUGGAUCCCGAUAAUUACUUGAUCAUAUGGAUUGUAGCGGAUGUUGUGGCGUUUAUCCACAUUAUAUGGGCGUUUGCAAUUCAGAAGAAAUGUUUACAGAGAAGAGAAGAAGAAUCCGAGACUGUGCUGCUGAUGAAGAUAGAGAAUCUGGUCUCCUGAUGUGACUUGAUGCUGCUUGGAGACGUCUGCGCCAUAACCGUCCCUUCUUCACUUUCCGGAAGGGGAAGCACUGAAUAUGGAGCAGACCCGUCUAAGAGACUUAUCAGAACUUUUAAAUCUCGCAAAUCUGUGCCAAGGGAAUGGAAGAGACCGAGGCCUACAAAAGAUUCUGAGACCAGCUGUGCCUUUGGGAUGUUCAGGGUGCCGUCUAUUUAUACAUUUGGAAGAUGUACUUUGGCCACUUUUCUGGUCAGUAGAACUCUUAAAGCCCAUUUUCAGCCAAAAAAAAACAAAUCUAUCUAAAUUUUUUAGUAGCGGAAGAAAAGGUCAGAACCUCUGUUGGGUUUUAGAUGUUAAGGUUCACGUACACUACAACUUCUGAACUUGAGUUUAGGAGCUUUUGGCAUUUUUGUUUUGCCAAAGUUCCCAAACUCAACUCAACUCCAUAAAAGCCUCCGUGUCCAACGGUCCAUGUAUAGACAGGCUUUCACAAGAGUUCAGAAGCUGCUGUGGUUAUGGGAGGUUCAACUUUCCUCUCCUGAACCCGGAAGACUCCGGUUCAGGAGAGGAACGUUUUGACUGCCGGGUGUAAAACGCAGUGAAAUUGCGGUGUUAUGUUGCGUUUUCCUGUGGUCAACUUAGUCUCUGUGUACAUGAGCCUCAACCUGUGUCCCGGCUGAGAUUUCUUCUCCCUUCCUGUUCUGUCUGACGCUCACCAGAUAGCCUGGAAGUGAGGAAAGAUCUCCAAGAUGGCAAUAAGAACCAGACAGGAAGUGAGGAAAGAUCUCCAAGAUGGCAAUAAGAACCAGACAGGAAGUGAGGAAAGAUCUCUACGAUGGCAAUAAGGACCAGACAGGAAGUGAGGAAAGAUCUCCAAGAUGGCAAUAAGGACCAGACAGGAAGUGAGGAAAGAUCUCCACGAUGGCAAUAAGAACCAGACGAGGCUUCUAACCCUUCCACACACUAUGCACACCUGAAUGUUCUUCUGGCUGGAUUUGGGCUUUAAGGUGAAAUAUUAUUUUUCUUAUUUUGGAAGAGGUGACAUUUUAUUAUAGAAUAUCUUUUAGAGAGGUUUAUAUAUUUUUGGAUAUUCUUUUUUGCACUAUUUAAAAAAUGUUGGUUUACAAACGGAGAUCCUUGUGUUACGCGUUUCUUAUCGCUGUCUUCCGUCUGCUUAGGCUUAUGGCAUCCAUGCGGUUCUUACUCCCUACGCUUUUUUUGUAUUAAAUUUGUAAAUAAGAGCUUUAACCCCUUCCUAUCCCUUCUUAGUGGCCAUUUAAGUGGGAGCUGGGGGCGGACUUCCCAAUCACAUAAAUCACUGCGAUUGGCUGUCCCAGUGGUCAUAUGAUUGGAAGCCCAUCAAUUUCGGAUCCCACAGACCAGCAGCUACUGUCUAUGACAGCUCGGCCACCGUGCCAGGAACAAGAUGAGGGCUCUCUGCUCCGAACCCUCAGCCGCCAAGGAUGCGUAUCUGCUGCAUACGGGCAUUAAGGCUCCGCCCCUUCCCCUACCACUGCCCAUAUAUAUGCAUUACAUGGCUGGCAAGAGAUUAAAUGUUGACUCCUAUAGGAUACCACCCAUGACCAUCAAAGCAAAGCGUCCUUCACAGACUUUUAAAGAUCCAAAUCUUUUAGAUUCGCAAAGUCCAUCCGGAGCACUUUACGGAGGGAAAGAGGGUGGUGUACCCACUUCUUUCUGGAGGGGAAGAGGGUGGUGUACCCACUUCUUUCUGGAGGGAAAGAGGGUGGUGGUGGUGUACCCACUUCUUUGUGGAGGGGAAGAGGGUGGUGUACCAACUUCUUUGUGGAGGGGAAGAGGGUGGUGGUGGUGUACCCACUUCUUUCUGGAGGGGAAGAGGGUGGUGGUGGUGUACCCACUUCUUUCUGGAGGGGAAGAGGGUGGUGGUGGUGUACCCACUUCUUUGUGGAGGGGAAGAGGGUGGUGGUGGUGUACCCACUUCUUUGUGGAGGGGAAGAGGGUGGUGGUGUACCCACUUCUUUGCCGAACGAGUAAUAAUCCAAUAGAAGAAAAUUUUUCUAUAAAAAAAAUACGCUUUUAUUCCUCGGUUGCCCUGAAGAACUGGAGGGGGGGGGGGGCCCAACCCUGAAAUAAGUUGGCCGUAUUAUACGGUUAAUCAGCGCUCUUUAAAACAAAGUUGCCCGACUCUGUGGAAGGUCUCGCCCACUCUAUGCCGGGGCCGGCGGGCCUUGGUGGUGGCACUUUUUGUAGAUGGACAGGAUGCACCACCCAGGACGGACAUCCAACUCCAUUUAUGCCAACAACCCCCCCCACUGGUCCCUCCAGGAGUAGAGCAGCCCAGGUCCAGUACAUGGGGACCUGGGCUGCUUUACCAAACCCUUCAGCUUUGGUAAAGUAGAAGCCGCGCUGAACUCUCAACCCAAAUCUGAAGGUGAAUAACGGAGGAGUCAUUAAUUUCGAGCCUCCACCAUUACAAAUCCAUUCGGGUCCUGGUCUGAGGAGUCCGUCCUUGCUUCAUGAAGAUGCAGAAAAGGAGAAGAAGAAGAAGUCACACACCAAUGAUGUCACUUGGCUCGGUCAAUAUUUAGUCAGCUAUAAAAAGCGAAACAGUUAAUUUUCACAAGGAGGAGACAGACCCUCUCUGUUAUGUUUCGUCUUCAGGGACGUAGUCAUGUGAACUGCGUUUUUUUUUCUUUUUAUGGCUGAAUAAACAUUGACCGAGCCAAGUGACGUCUUUCAGUGUGUUUUCAUGGAGUGAGGACGAGGAACCGAUUGGUUCUGCAGUGGUGGAGGCGGCUUGGAUCGACGGCUCCUGCAAUACUGACCCCGAAGAUUUGGUUUCAGUGCCACCCUACACUCCAAAAAGGACAGGUCCCCUUUAAAGCUCACACCCCGACCCAUUUAUACCCGCCAAACACAGCUCUCCCCCUUGUCUUGGUGUAGCUACUCCUGGUGCUUCCAGGGAUUGGGGGGGCAUGGUAAUGGGGUAGUGCUCAGGUCUAGUAGCCAAUUACUAGGCCUGAACACUGUCACAUGACAAUGAUGUCAUGAGGGGAUGAUGUCAUCACUCCUCCUACUCUUCUGUCAGUGGGGGGAGCACCAUGAAGGUGUAUAGUAGAUGUUGAGGUUUAAAGAGGCCCUGUCUCCUUGCCCUGAAAGGGUGAGGUGGUAAGGUCUCCUCUUUAACUUACUGUCUGUAAAAUGUGCCGGGAUGUGAGGCCUGAAUAAAUAAAACUUUAAUUAAAAAACAAAA